AUGGAUGCGGCGCUGGCAGCUCUAGACCGCGGCGUGCGCGCGCUCUUCGCGGAGCCUGGAGCCGCCCUAGCCGCCUCUUCCGCCCACCCUCUGUGCGAGUGCAUGCUCCAGUACGCUCCGCCUCCAGAUUGGCGCUACCUGCAGCGUUUCCCGGUGCUCAAGCGCCACGUAUUGACGCAGUUCUGCCUCGUGGCCGUGGAAGUGGAGAAACAGCCGCAAACGCCUCGCAAGAGGAAGAAACGCAGCAUCCUACAGCAAAGCGGCAAUGCUGAGGACUUCAGAGCAGUCUGCGUGGCGUCUCUAGGCCAAAAAUUGGCCCAGUGCGGGCUGCUGACGCUCAGUGAAGCAGAAAUUGUGAACAUUUUGGUGACGACGGAGACGCUCGACGUCCUGCGUCGCGUUAUUGGUGGGAGGCUGUUGCCGCUGAGGCUGCGGAUGCUUCUGCUGGGUUUUGCACUGCAGCGUGUGGAGAAGAGGGCGCUGGAGACGGCAGAGCAGAGCUGGAUCAAAGAGGUCUGCGAGAAGGUACUAGAGGAGGCCCGGGAGGCCACAGCCACCGGUGGCUCCAAGGAGCCUUCGUCCAAGAGAGUGAGGACGAGGCCUGGGGACAGGAAGGACGUGGAUACAGCAGAGAAGGAGGAGAAGUUGUGUGGGUUUUGUCGAGAUGGAGCGACUGCCGAGUCGCUGAGGU
Molecule: messenger RNA, 691 nt
Organism: Phytophthora sojae
Lineage: Eukaryota; Oomycota; Peronosporomycetes; Peronosporales; Peronosporaceae
Exons: 1
Source: RefSeq, a predicted model, not a curated record